GUGUGUUUUGGUUUUUGUGGCACCUGUGUGUGUUCGUACUUGUCAAAUCUCAGUUAGUGUCGAGUUAGCGAUUUCAAACAAUAUUUGCGCACGUAAUUAUUAUGGCAUGAAAUCAUAUUGACUGUGGACGCAGUUCGUAUUUCCUCACAGUUAGCAGCGGUGCUAUUAAAUGUUACUGAGUGAUUAGCAUCUUCAUUAUUUACUGCGGAUAUAUGAACGAUACUCAUUACAGUACAUGUCUGGACAUAUUUAUUUAUUUAUUUGGUUGUUGUUGUUGUAGCGCUAUGCAGAAGUGACCGAAUACAAACUAGCAUAAACAACAUUUGUUUGUAAAAGAAGCUGGCAAAUGCUAAAUUUAAAUAUGCUGUACGGUAUAUAAAAAGGAACGAGAUGUCGAUAAGGGCAAACUCAAUGGCCAAGAACUUUCAGCAUAAUAAUGUAUAUGAAUUUUGGAAAGAAGUCAAGACUAUCAAUAAUAGUAAAAUACCACUUCCAACUAGUAUUGAUGGGGUUGUUGGGGCGGGGAAUAUUGUUAAUUUAUGGAGAAAAUAUUAUGGAGAUAUUUUUAAUUGUGUUGAGAGGAAGGAAUUUAAAGUUGGUCAUGUGGCGAAUGAUGAAGGUAUGAUAAUUACAAUUGAUGAGGUCAAGUACGCAAUUGAGAAACUGGCUGAGAAUAAAGCUUGUGGUCCAGAUCGCAUAACUUCUGAACAUUUGAAGCAUGCUAGUCCAAGGAUCUCAGUGUUACUUGCUUUAUGCUUUACAGGAUUUUUAGUCCAUGGUGUGUUACCUGAUUCCAUGGUGUCAGUUUUACUGGUACCGGUAAUUAAAGAUAAAACAGGUAAAAUAACUGGUACAGAAAACUAUAGGCCAAUUGCACUGGCAAGUGUAAUUUCUAAAGUAUUUGAGCGAAUCCUUAUGGAUAGGCUUAAAGAGUAUCUAACAACCACGGAUAAUCAGUUUGGUUUUAAAAGUAAGCAUGGCACUGAUUUAUGCAUAUAUUCAUUAAAGGAAGUAGUUAGUAAGUAUAAUCUACAUAAUUCAACUGUUUUUUUGUGCUUUUUAGAUGCAUCUAAGGCGUUUGAUCGAAUAAAUCAUACUAAGUUAUUUUUAAAAUUGCAAGAAAGAGGGGUUCCCCCAUACUUUAUAAGAAUAUUAUAUUUUUGGUAUGUACAUCAAACCUUAAAAGUUCAAUGGGGUAAGAACGUAUCGGAACCGUUUUUUAUGACGAAUGGGGUUCGGCAAGGGGGGAUAUUGUCACCUCUUCUUUUUAACCUGUACAUGGAUGGUCUUUCUGUGGAGUUGAAUAAUUGUAAGACUGGAUGUUUAAUAGGUGAUAGUCUCAUUAACCAUUUGAUGUAUGCUGAUGAUCUGGUUAUUAUGUCUCCUUGUAGCGCAGGAUUACAAAAGCUGCUUCGAGUAUGUUCAAGAGGACAAAUCCUGGAGCAGAAACGGCCAGACUGCAUCAGCUUAUUCUCUGGUGAUAAACAGAGAGUAGAGGUUGAGUUGGGGGAAGAUGAGCCGGGGGUAAGAUCCGACACCUGUGCAUCUGAGCAUUGAUUUGUCAUGUGAGCGAGCACACUAUCUGGAGGAAGUGCACAGCUCAUCCAGCUGUCUGUAAAUGAGAGGAACGCAAGAGAAAAGUGCUUGUCCUGUUGUCAAUCACCACAGGAAAGCGAUCAUGCCACGGAACUAUAUUCGUAAAACAGACUGGGGAUCAGUGACCUAUGAGGAGCUGGAGAAAGCCUUCGUUGAAGUGAAGCGAGGGAAAUCUAUCAGAACAGUAGCAAAAGAGAGAAAGAUCGGCAGGUCCACCCUGCAGCGCUACAUGAAGAAGGCAGAAGAAAAGAGAGAGAAGACGGUGGGCUACAGAGGAACGGCUGAAGCCAGGAGGAUCUUGUCUGAGGAGUUAGAGGAGGAGCUUGCUGAACACAUCCGCGUGCUGAGCGAAGACGUGCACGGCCUCACGCCAAAGAAGUGCAGAGAAAUCGCUUUUGAGUUCGCGCAGAAGAACAACAUCCCCGUCCCCAACAACUGGGGAGAGCAGAGGUUAGCAGGUCGAGACUGGCUCAGUAGUUUCAUAACACGCCACAAUCUCUACGGCCACAUAACUGAAGCUACGGGACAGAUCAUCAGUUUCAGUGUCAUCGACCAGGACGAAAUCAAGACAGGAAUCAAAGAGGAGCGCGACGUUCCUGUCCCUGGUCGUCAGACGUCAGAGGAGGACCGAGAGCGAGACCUGUUAGAGACUGACUUGUUUCUGACAUGAUGAAGCACAAAUCAUUCUGAUGCUUAAUCCUGUUUCCUGUUCGUUUAGGAAUAUCUUUCACAAAAGAAGUACUGUAUAAUGAUUUAAAUGUGGUCACACAUUAUUAAUCGAAUUCUUUUCAUGCUGGUACUUAUAGAAAUCAUUCACACUCCUGUUUUUUUUUUUCUUAAGUUAAUGUUUCAGUUUAAAUUUAUGUAUUUAUUUAUUUGUAUAUUCCUGUAGCUUAACUCAUAGAGCAUGGUACUUGCAAUGCCAAGGUCAUGAAGUAACCUUCGACCCCUAAACAAUUCUCUGUUUAAUAUCUAAGGGGGAUAAAACUUUCAAAAGUUAUACUGUACAUAAAAUUGUGUUCAGACAUAUUAAAUAUGGUGCUUUCAGAAA
Carassius gibelio (silver crucian carp) is the source of this 2647-nucleotide messenger RNA. RefSeq lists its product as uncharacterized. The coding region runs from base 1619 to 2266 and encodes 215 amino acids. The transcript has 5 exons. Lineage: Eukaryota; Metazoa; Chordata; Actinopteri; Cypriniformes; Cyprinidae. The record is from RefSeq and is a predicted model, not a curated record.